AGUCAUUCUGAUGCUUUUCAUUCUAAUUCUUUCUUGUCAUAGACAAUCUGACAAGCGAGAACAGACUAGUUUAAGCUAUUCUGUGUGGACCAACAUUGAUUUUGGAUUUAAGCUGACAAGCAAAGCAACAUUAUCAACUGGGUGCCAUUCAAUUGUGGCCCUGGGAAAUGUUUGACAUUCCCAGAUUUUAGAUUCCCGAGGGCCACAUCGAGAGAAAAAAAAAGCUAGAAUAAA
Messenger RNA from Gilbertella persicaria, 234 nucleotides. RefSeq lists its product as uncharacterized. NCBI's taxonomy places the organism in Eukaryota, Fungi, Mucoromycota, Mucoromycetes, Mucorales, Choanephoraceae. The transcript has a single exon. The record is from RefSeq and is a predicted model, not a curated record. Bases 11 to 175 code for a protein of 54 amino acids.